Messenger RNA from Sciurus carolinensis (gray squirrel), 1251 nucleotides. RefSeq names its product RNA polymerase II subunit G (gene Polr2g). Gene Ontology annotation, molecular function: single-stranded RNA binding; translation initiation factor binding; single-stranded DNA binding. The coding region runs from base 86 to 604 and encodes 172 amino acids. NCBI's taxonomy places the organism in Eukaryota, Metazoa, Chordata, Mammalia, Rodentia, Sciuridae. The record is from RefSeq and is a predicted model, not a curated record. Gene Ontology annotation, cellular component: RNA polymerase II, core complex; P-body. Gene Ontology annotation, biological process: DNA-templated transcription; positive regulation of nuclear-transcribed mRNA poly(A) tail shortening; positive regulation of translational initiation. The transcript has 8 exons.
UUGGGGAGGUAGCGUGCGCUUCCGGCGGAGACUGAGAGGCGGUUGUCGGCGGUGGGGACGCGUCAACCCGCGCUCCUCCGGGAAGAUGUUCUACCACAUCUCCCUGGAGCACGAGAUCCUGCUGCACCCGCGUUACUUCGGCCCCAACUUGCUCAAUACCGUGAAGCAGAAGCUUUUCACCGAGGUGGAGGGAACCUGCACCGGAAAGUAUGGCUUUGUAAUUGCUGUCACCACCAUUGACAACAUUGGUGCUGGUGUGAUCCAGCCAGGCCGAGGCUUUGUUCUUUAUCCAGUUAAGUACAAGGCCAUUGUUUUCCGGCCUUUUAAAGGUGAGGUUGUGGAUGCUGUGGUCACUCAGGUCAACAAGGUUGGACUCUUCACAGAAAUUGGGCCCAUGUCUUGCUUCAUUUCUCGACAUUCCAUCCCAUCAGAGAUGGAAUUUGAUCCUAACUCCAACCCACCCUGUUACAAGACAAUGGAUGAGGACAUUGUGAUUCAGCAGGAGGAUGACAUCCGCUUGAAGAUUGUGGGGACCCGUGUGGACAAGAAUGACAUUUUUGCCAUCGGCUCCUUGAUGGAUGAUUACUUGGGGCUUGUGAGCUGAACAUGGGAGGCUCCUACCAUGUGUCAUCUUGAUUUAGGAAAUGUUACUUUAAUACUUGCUGAGUGGUCUAGAGGUUCACUUUGGGUGCUGUUGGGGAGGCAAGGGAGGUUCUUUGUCCCUGAAGACAUGUGGUGCUUCUUCCAGCUUAGCUGCUACUUGACUGUGUUCUAACCAAAAAAGGUCCUUGGUUCUCAUGCAGGUGUCAUGUUCUUUCUUUGGGAGGAGCAACACUUUUUUAAAAAGUCCAUUAGGCCAAUAGCUCACUGGAUCUUUUCCUUGGCCUGAUGCUGCUACUAUCCUCAACCACCCAGGGGAUUUGAUAAACCCUUUUGCUAAGGUCUAAAGUUGACCUCAUAGUAGGCAAACUGAUAUUGGGUCAUUGACUUUCAGUAAAUGAAAACCAUCACUACAGCCGUUCUGAGUCCUAAUCUAGUACCAGGGUGUUUGCCUUUCCCUUGACCUUACACGUAUCCAAGAGUAUAACAGGGAAAGGAGAGAAGAGACAACAGAUAAGGACAGAUGAACAAGAGGAAAGUAAUAAUGCAGAUUAUGGGGUCCUAACACAUCUCUUUUAUUUUUUGUGGUACUAGGGAUUGAACCCAGAGGAACUGUACUACUGAGCUAUGUCACCAGCCCUUUUUAUUUUU